This is a messenger RNA of Babesia microti strain RI, 4677 nucleotides long. RefSeq names its product conserved Plasmodium protein, unknown function. The transcript has 5 exons. The coding region runs from base 1 to 4677 and encodes 1558 amino acids. The record is from RefSeq and is a predicted model, not a curated record. Gene Ontology annotation, cellular component: transcription factor TFIID complex. NCBI's taxonomy places the organism in Eukaryota, Apicomplexa, Aconoidasida, Piroplasmida, Babesiidae. Gene Ontology annotation, biological process: transcription initiation at RNA polymerase II promoter. Gene Ontology annotation, molecular function: transcription cis-regulatory region binding; RNA polymerase II general transcription initiation factor activity; chromatin binding.
AUGCGGCAGAAGAUAACAGUAUCUGUGGACCUGGAGCGCAGCAUAAUAUACGGAGAGACUGAAAUCGAGUGCGGACUCGGCCCAGUUGACCUGGUGGUACUGGCAAUACCUCCCCUGCCAAACUCAAGCGUCUACCACCAAGUGACGGUGAACGGAAAGCAGGCCCCGUUCAAAUGCUACUACUCCGUAGAAGAGAACGCGCCGCUCCACCAAGUACUUGGGGAGAAGUUGGACUUUAGAGAGAUAUACGGAAAGGUGGCAUCUGGCACCCCAAGCCUACUGGUUAUACACAACGACGGCGAGGCGGCGGGGCGGGUGUGUGUGUCAUUUUCGUACAGACUGGGCGGCCCGCCCUUCAAGACACAUACAUGGUCGCUGCAGCCGCCCGGCGGCCGCAGAAGGAGCUAUCUGUGCGUGUUUGUGGGUUACAACGGCAGGAACCGUUGGUCCCCCUGGUUCCCCACCGUGCCACCCGGAUCCAGCAACUACCUGCCCAUGGAGCUGGAGCUCAGCGUGAAGGCGCUGUACGCGACAGUAUCAUCUCUGCAGCCCCUCUUCUGCGAGGACUGCCACGGAGCCCCGAGCCCCGCCUCCAACACGGGCAACACGGGCAAUAUGGGCAAUAUGGGCAAUAUGGACAAUACAAGCGGCGUUCCGGCGCAGUACAGAUUUUCAGGCACUGCAUACCCCCACCAGCUAGUCAUGGCGGUCGGAGACCUAUCCGUAAGCGCUAGCAGGGUCCGCUGGUCGGAGGCAGAUGAGGCGAGUGAGGUUUUGCUGGCCACUAUGCGUGGGUUUGAGCAUCUGCUGGAGCCUACCUGCAAGCACCUCCCCCGCGUGCUGGAGAGCUGCUUCAUGAAGCAGCACAAGGCGUUCAGGGCGGCGUUGGCCCCCUUUCUCCAGUUUCCCCCCUUCAGCAACUUCCAGCUCCUUUUUUGCCCCCUUGCCCCCGGCAUGUCCUGGCACGGUCUGCAGCCCCUCUCGGCCAGGCCCGAGGGGCUGACGACCGCCGCGGCCGCGGCGUUCGAGGAGGCGCUAAGCGUGUCCCACUACGACACCCUGGGCGUCUCCCCGCGGCUAAUCAACGAUGACGUCUACGCCAGCGGCGGACUGGCGAUCUUACCGCUGGACUGUCUAUUUUCGCCACUCGACCUGCGGGCGGACCCCCUAAUAAUCGAGAAGAAGGCGCUGGUUGCGCGUGCAAUUUACCAAAUUAUGACGGAGGCCGUGCAAAUUCUUCCCGAGUUUUCCUCCCGGGACUACUACCUGAAGCAUAUGUUGCAAGAGAUAUUUUUGGAUGCGUAUAUAGCGGCGGAUUUUGGGCGCGGGGAGCAGCAAUUGGUGCGCUGGGCAAAGCGCGAGCAGUUUGCCAUUUUGGUGCAGUUGCAUGGCGAUGCCUACCCCCUAUCGGUGCCCUGGACCUCGGGAGCGGUGCCCCCUGCGGGGGCACCGCCUCCGGACACUAUCGUGUCCGGAGGCGAAAUUUCCGCGGAUGAGAUAGAAAGUAGUGCAUGUCAGCGGCUAAAAUGCCUGCUGGUUGCGCUGGUCGCGGAGGCCAUUAUGGCGGAAUCCGCGUUUGUGCCAGAGUCAUUUUUCGCCAUCCGCCUGACUACAUUUUUGGCCGACAUGCUUUCCCAGGGCGGCAGUGCAGGUAGUCCUGCUGGCGGUUCAGUGAAGUUUUGGCAGCAGUAUCUGUGGUCCGAGAUAGUGGGCUGCUAUAUCAGCGCCUGGAACGCCAAGCCGCAGAAUUUUUCCCCCGAAAAUCAACUUCCCCUAUCGCUAAAGCACAACCAGCGGCCGCUACAGCAGUCGCCGGAGCACGUCCAACUCUUCCAGCUCGAGGAGUCACUGAUGAACUUGCACCGCAUGCAUGUCUCGGGUACGGGUUGUCCACAAAUUUCACUAACGCUCUUGCUUCAUCUGCAACGAAAGGGCACUGCCAUGGAUUAUUUCACAUUCCAUAUCGACCAGUCCCCCCUAGAGCCGCCGCGUGGAGCUCCCGCGGCGGCAGCCGCGCUAGGAAUUGCGGCGGAUGGUGAUUCGCCGGAGAUUUACCCACUUGAUCCGGUAGAUCUAGUGGGAAGGGACGGAAACUUCACGCUCGGGUUUGGGUAUUUGGGUCAAGAUGCCAGUGAAUUUUCUGUGGGUGGCGGCACUCUGUGGGAUAGCGUUGAGCGUAUCAAGGAGAAACAUUGUCUUUCAGGCGAUGACUUUUCCGCAGAAAUGGUUGACUGUGGCCUCUACCCCCGUAAAAUAAUUGCGGAGCCCGUGCCCGUGUCGGGGGCCCGUUUCCAUGGCCAUCCAGCGCACAUUGCUGGCCACACGGGCAUAGGUCUGCUCGCCGCAUCCAAUGACUUUUGCAAAAUCUGGCCCAUGGACCUGGCGGUGGACGUGUUUGAGGAUGAUGGGAUUCGCCGCCAAGUGCUUAGAGUGACUAAGAAAGAUAGUCUGCCCAAAACCUUCCAGCUGAACCCUCGUGCGGAGAGGGGGCGCAAGAAGGCGGGGCCGCGAGAGGCGGAGGGGCCUGGGGAAAGGGAGUGUGUGGCCCCCGGCAACAAGUGCCCUUUCAUAGGAUUCUCCUCAGAGACGGAUGGAAAAUUAGUGGAGUGGAUGCGGCAGUACGUUACAACACGCCUGCACCCCGAGUACCGCCAGCUGGAUAACCGAUCGCUGGUGGCCAAAGUCUGCAGCAAGAGCAGGCUGCCCGUGCUUUGGACCAGGGCAGACCCACAAUUCGCCCUGAUAGGCAGGCUGCGCAGGUGCCAGUCUCCCGCCAUGUGGGAGCAGCAAUUGCUCGCCGAUAAUGACGUUGUUGGGCAGAUGGAGGCUGCUAUGCGAAUGGGCGGCGUGGGGGAUGUAGGCGGCUGCGUGGCAGCAAUGGGUGCCGUACGAAGCCUCAUCGCCGCCAUGUCGCAGCACCUGUGGCACCCCGCCGUCCGCAGCAGGGCGGCCUUUUCGCUCGCGCAAAUUUACAAUGCCUUUUCCCGCCGUAGGAGGCGCCUCGUUGCUGCGCGGCCGACGGGGGUUCCCUGCCCCGCGGGAGCCCAGGCAGGGCAGGGAGGCAGCGAUGGAAACGGGAGCGAGAGCGAGGACGAAUUUUGCCCUGCGCCUACUCCGGGCGCAGGUUCGUCUACAGGACCUUCGCAGCCUCGCGCUGUGCCCACGCAGAGUGAUAACUCGCUUGCCCAGGUCGAUAACGUGCUCUGUCAGGUCUUGAGGGGGUUUUCCAAUUAUUUUAUUCUCCACCAUACCAAGGCGCUUCAGACGCCUCCACAUGCCUCUCCUGCGGGUGGAGUGGGCGCAUGGCCAAUGACCACGGAUAACCUCGAGUGGCCUACCGAGUGCCGUUUUUUGGCCAGUUUUUUGAGGGCGCUCUGCCUUAUGCGCGACUUCCGUGAUGAGACGCCGCCUGAGGCUCUGGAGCUCAUAAUGCGAUUUUUAGAUGCUGCGUCCUGUUAUAUAUCGUCUCCGCCUUAUCCUGUGCUUGCCACGUACUUAAUAAGUGCGAUUGGCGCAUUGAGAAUUCCCGCUGCCCGCGGCUGUUCAACGGAGACAUUCGAGGGCUUCAGGGCUACCUCUUCAUUUGGCCUAUUCCAACGCAUUGUCCACUUGUUACGGCUGGAUGGGUUACCUGAGUCCAGCAGGUCAUGUGCAUUGUUGACACGCGUCUAUUUGCGAUCUAUCGCAGCUUUCCCUGAUUGCUGCGAGGUGCCUCGCAUUGAGGAUUUCAUUCCCUUAUCACAUGGUGCAGCAGAUCCGAUCAUAGCUGGCGCCGCCAUUGCCGCCAUUUUCAAAAUGGUAAUAAUGGGGAGGGUUGUCUGUUGUUAUGGAGCCCACGGCACUGGGUCCCUUUCUACCCUACGUACCACUGACAAUGAGCGGCGUAGAAUAAUUGGACUUGGCAUGGGCUUUUUUUCGUCACUGCGUCUUAUCACCUUUCUGGAGGGGGCCUUCGGCGAUUGUGAAAUAUUUCGUCCCUUCAAAUCCCUAAUGGAAGUAUGCGUGGAACUUUAUAUCUUUAGUCCUCAUGUCUAUGCUACCUUCCCGCGGAGUUUCGGGGCCGGCUCCCCGCCGCCCCAGCAGCCGGAGCUCGCGGGGGACACGGAUCUAUGCAAGCAUUUUGAGGAGCAAGUACCGGACGGUAGGGAAAAAAUUGUAUUUUUGGGCUGGUCGGACAGUGAUUUACCCUGUUGGGACUCAUUUCUCUCGUCGCUCAAAGCUACCCUACUUUCCAAGGCAAUCGCCAAUGACCUGGAAUUUAGCCACCUGAUGGCACUGUACGAGUUCUUCAACGGGCGUGAUACUUGUGUCCAACGAGGGCAAAUGAUGGAUAGCAUCUGGGUAUUCCUCCGCAGAUACGGAAAAGGGUAUACCAAUUCCCCGCUAUUGGUCAACAGCGACUGUCUGCCCGCCGAUUGGCAGCACGUGGCUCUAAUGGCUGCCUGUGCCCUGAGUGACCAGCGCUAUUUGGAUCUGCCCUGGUCUCAGAUUCAGUCAAAACUCCGCAGUCACGCCUAUGGCGUACCUAUGGAGUUCAAGGCGGAUGUUGUUGCCGCUGUACGUGGUUUCAGGAAUGAUCCCGGGCUCCCUGAGUUCGAGCGUAGUUUUGAUGCCAUUUGGCCCGUUAUAAUCGCAUCAUUCAAAAAGAGCGUCGGGCGGGCUCAGCCCGCCCUUUGA